AACUCUCACAGCAAUGCUUCAGGUUGGGGAAUAACCCCUGACAGACAGCUGAUGUGAGCAUGUGCACACAGCUUCGGCUCCCCGUGGCACAGCAGCUACUAGGAAAACUAUUUCGAAAAGACCUGAAUGCAUAAGACUAAAGUUAAAGUGGAAAAGAGAACAAAAAAGCAAAGAGCAGACUUUCAGCUGAGAAUGAGUAUUUUGAAGCCUAAGAUUUUUAAGUGAGGGUGAUCAGAGUACUACCUGAAAGAGACUAAACAUUCCAUUUCAAGCUUCGGAGCAUGUGACAUUCACGUACAACGGGCAUGCCAAUUGCAGCCUCACCAGUUUUGGACAGAUAAAGACGUGGAGGAAAAUCGUGGGGGCCACCUGAUCCAGGAGGCUAGAUCAGUUCAAAGGGGAUUUGGAUCCACUCGGCACAGGAUGAACUCAACUCAUCACCAUGGAAUGUACACUUCUCUCCACUUCUGGAACCGCAGCGCCUACGGACUGUACGGCAAUGCCAGUGAGUCCCUGGGAAAAGGCUACUCUGACGGAGGCUGCUACGAGCAACUCUUCGUUUCUCCUGAGGUGUUUGUGACCCUGGGUGUCAUCAGCUUAUUGGAGAAUAUUCUGGUGAUUGUGGCAAUAGCCAAGAACAAGAACCUGCAUUCACCCAUGUACUUUUUCAUCUGUAGCCUGGCUGUGGCUGAUAUGUUGGUGAGCGUGUCGAAUGGAUCAGAAACCAUUGUCAUCACCCUCCUGAACAGUACAGAUACGGAUGCACAGAGUUUCACAGUGAACAUUGAUAAUGUCAUCGACUCAGUGAUCUGUAGCUCCUUGCUUGCGUCAAUUUGCAGCCUGCUUUCGAUUGCGGUGGACAGGUAUUUUACUAUCUUUUAUGCUCUCCAGUACCACAACAUCAUGACGGUUAAGCGGGUUGGGAUCAUCAUAAGUUGUAUCUGGGCCGCGUGCACGCUUUCGGGCAUUCUGUUCAUCAUUUACUCGGACAGCAGUGCUGUCAUCAUCUGCCUCAUCACCGUGUUCUUCUCCAUGCUGGCUCUCAUGGCUUCUCUGUACGUGCACAUGUUCCUCAUGGCCAGACUUCACAUUAAGAGGAUCGCUGUCCUCCCAGGCACCGGCACCGUCCGCCAAGGAGCGAACAUGAAGGGGGCCGUCACCUUGACCAUAUUGAUUGGGGUCUUUGUGGUCUGCUGGGCCCCAUUCUUCCUCCACUUAAUAUUCUACAUCUCUUGUCCCCAGAAUCCAUACUGUGUGUGCUUCAUGUCUCACUUCAAUCUGUACCUCAUACUGAUCAUGUGUAACUCCAUCAUCGACCCUCUAAUUUAUGCACUCCGGAGCCAAGAACUACGGAAAACCUUCAAAGAGAUCAUCUGCUGCUAUCCUCUGGGAGGGCUUUGUGUUUUGUCUAGCAGAUAUUAAAUGGGAUGGAGGAGACACAAAAAACAUCAAUAAGAGACUUUUCCAUUCUUACACAACCUGAACAGUGUGCUCCCCCAACAGCUUUCCUUCUGUGUGGGCCUUGGUUGAGAGUAGCUAUUGUAUACAUUUAAGUUUAUGAUUUUUGAUAAGAAGAAAUGCCCAGUCUCUGUGUGUUUUGAAGGUCAUGCUACUUUUUAGCUGUAAAAUGUUCAUCCUUAUUAUAGGUUGUAGGCAUUAUGGAUUUACAAAAAAUGAAAAAGAAGUCCUUAUCAAAAGCUUAACAAUGUUUCUUUCUUAUUGUAUCAGGAUUUGACACUUUGCUUGUUUUAGUAACAGAAAUCACAAUCUCAUUAAAUGUAUUCUAGUAAAUGAUUUCUUAUAUUACACCAUACGAUCUGUAUUACCCUCUACAAUCUGUGCAUUGAAAUGUAGAGAUUUGGUUCUAGCAUUCAGGGGGAGAUAUUGAAAAACAGAUAUUAAAUCAUUGUAAAAAAUCAGCUGAAACUGCAAGUCGUUUAAUAAAACUUAUUCUCUCUGUGCCAAAGUAGAAAUGAAGCUCCUGUUGAGAGAAAAACAGGUACUCAAAAAAGAAAAAAGUGAGACUUUGAGUCAGAAAAUUAUGUGUGUUUCUCAAAGACAGAGGGACUGAUUUGUCUAAGGAAACAGUCUGAUAUUCCACGCAGGCAAUUCCGUUGUGGGGAGAAGGGAAUAGCAGCUGUGGAGAUUAAAGUGUUUUGGAAAACCUAAGUUAACAUGUCAAGCUGAGCUUCAUGAUACCAAACUAUUUCCAACUAUUAUGAAAAAGGACAGAGAAGAAGGCCCUUCUGACCCUCCAACCAGGGAUCCAGUGUCUGCUGAAAUAUCCAGAAAAGGUGGUGCUUCACUGAGAAAUUUGGUUUCUAGUCUCUAAAGAAAGAUUAUGACUAAUAUUGAGUUCUUUCACUUUUCACAUGGAAGUGGCUUGUUAUUUACCUAUUGCUUAUUUUUUGAACUGGACUUUUAAGUACUAAUUACCAAGGAUUUUAAUUUUAAAAACCAAGUCUACAGUACAAAUAUUUUCAGGCAAUAUUUGUAAAUCUCUAACAUAAGGAAACCUCUGAUGCUGGUAUAUUACAAGCUGGAAGGGAGGUGCUACCUGAACCCCAGAGAACAUCUUAACAAACAUUAGUCUUCUACAACCACAUUUUGGAGAGUAAAUACUUGUUUUGCUCCAAAAUAAUCCUGAAGGUUUGGCUACUAAACAAUAAAAUCUGUUCUGUCCAAUUGAUGUGUACUUUAAAAUUAAGAAAGAGAAAAUAUGUUAGUGUUAGGCUGAGGUUACGAGUCAACUAUUCUUUAUUUUAUACUGUCUUCAAAUGCUCAUGAGCAGAGAUAAUGUGUAAAAGUACUUCCUAAUUCAAAUCUAAACACUUUGCACAUUGAGAAGUCCUGAGAAACAUUUUCACCAUUCAGUAUAAUAGUGAAGGUAAACGUGGUACUGAAGCUUGAUUUACUGCAAUUCCUCUAUUUCAAUGCAAAAAAUAAGUGUGAAGCUUUAAAUACAGAUUAAUAUAACAAAACCCAAAGCUGUAGCAGGGCACAGAUGGCAAUUUUGUCUUUACUACUAUUCCUAUGUUUCUUUCAUGUAGGGAUUGUGAGAAAUCCCAGGGACUGUAAAUAUGGAAAAGAUAACUCUAAGCCCCAUCUCCUGUGGUGCCUGUCCUUCUGGUCUAUUCUAUUUCCCCUUCAAAUGUCAUCUCAGAUGCUGCUUUGUCCACUGGAGCCAGCCCACUUCUCCCCCUGGAAGGAAAUCUGGCUCCUUUGCCUUCACUUGCACACCUCCUCCUGGAGCAGGUUACAGUAUUAGGAAGAGUGCCAGUCCUAACCCUGCCCCACCAGCCUCCCCUGUGUGCCCAGGGCACAUGAGCCUUCUGUUUCUGUAAGUGUUAAGACUGUCUUAAUCAUUUCUCCUGUUCUCAAACUAUGCCUCUAUUAUGUUACUCCCUCUUACUCUAAUAAAACCAAGAUUGUCCCAGAGGGACAUGUAACUAUCACCCAAAGUCCAGAGUUUACCAUAGAGUUCACUCACGGUGUCGUAUAUUCUAUGGGUUUGGACGAAUGUAUAAUGGCAUGUAUCCCCCGUUACGGUAUCAGAGUAUCUGCACUGCCUUAAACGCCUCUGUGCUCUGCCUGUUCAUCCCUCCUUCCCUCCUAACCCCCCACAGACACUGAUCCUUUUCUUCUCUCUGUAGCUAAGCCCUGUCCAGAAUGUCGUACAAUUAUACACAUCAUACUGCAUAUGACUUUCUCAAAUUGGCUUUAUUCACUAGGUAAUAUGAAUUUAAGAUUCCUUCAUGUCUUUUCAUGGCUUA
Messenger RNA from Manis javanica (Malayan pangolin), 3773 nucleotides. RefSeq names its product melanocortin 4 receptor (gene MC4R). Gene Ontology annotation, molecular function: melanocortin receptor activity. Gene Ontology annotation, biological process: G protein-coupled receptor signaling pathway. The record is from RefSeq and is a predicted model, not a curated record. Lineage: Eukaryota; Metazoa; Chordata; Mammalia; Pholidota; Manidae. Gene Ontology annotation, cellular component: membrane.